Messenger RNA from Hypomesus transpacificus, 1134 nucleotides. It is a transcript of the gene ric3a, whose product is annotated as RIC3 acetylcholine receptor chaperone a. Gene Ontology annotation, biological process: protein localization to cell surface; synaptic transmission, cholinergic. The transcript is spliced from 7 exons. The coding region runs from base 1 to 1134 and encodes 377 amino acids. The record is from RefSeq and is a predicted model, not a curated record. Lineage: Eukaryota; Metazoa; Chordata; Actinopteri; Osmeriformes; Osmeridae. Gene Ontology annotation, cellular component: intracellular membrane-bounded organelle; neuron projection; neuronal cell body.
AUGUCGGUUACAACUUUUCAGAAGGUUACUUUAAUUUCUUGCUCCGUGCUAUGUCUUUCGCUUUUCCUGCCCAAAAUGCUUUUGCCCAGCGGGAAGAAAGAUGUAGGGCAGGCCGACGUCAGACCAGGUUACUACCCCCCUAUGAUGCAUCGUCUUCCCGUGCCAGAGGACCAGGGGUUGUGGGAGGAGGGCUCUGUGCCCCCCCUGACUCAAAGCCUUGACAUCAUGGCCAAAGUCAAAAGCAUGGGUGGAGCCAGCAAGCCCAGCCUCCUGGGGCAGGUCAUACCCAUCUAUGGCUUUGGAAUUCUCCUUUACAUCCUCUUUAUUUUCUACAAGAUGACAUCUAAACCUACCAAGUCCAACGGCCACUUUCCUCCAAUACCAAAUCAAAGAAAUCCAAUAUCUGACUACGAGCUGGCCAGGCUUCACCAGAGGCUGCAGGAGACGGAGCAGCUGAUGGAGAUGAUCGUUUCUGGAACGAGCCAGGUGCCCGACAGUGUCAAAAGGGGCAAAUGCAAGAGUAAGAGCCGGCGCCUGAGCAAGAGUAAAGGUGGCUCCCGGCAGCAGCGGCAGCGUGAGAAGGAGGAGGAGGAGGAGGACAGGCUGCGGCUGCAGCUGAAGGACAUCAGCCGGCUGAUGGAGGAGGGCCGGACGGAGGCCGCCUCCCCAGAGAUCGAGGCCGAGGAAGUGACCUACACAGAGGACUGGGAUGGCUACCCCGAGGAGACCUACCCCCAGUACGAGGAGCCCUGUGGCAGGCGCAGGUACGACACCAUCAGCCUUGAGGUUGAGGAGCCGGGCCACUGUCGGCCCACUCCUGAGGCCCUGGCUGAGAGGAUGGAGGUGGAGGAGGAGGAGGUGGAGGUGGACACCAGGCUGCCAGUCCUGUUUGAGGAAGAGGAGGAGGAGGAGGAGGAGGGAGAGAGGGAGGGUCUCCUUCCCGCCUUGUGCGACGGGGGAGGAAGCGGGCAGCAGCUCGACGUGGCUGCGGAGGCAGAGGAGGAGGUGGAUGAGGAAGAGUGCCUGCUCCUGUCCCCUCCUCCCCCACCUCGAGGAGGGAGUCCCACCCCUUCAGUCCUGAUGAGGGAGCUGGACACCAGUGGGGUGAGGAUGAGGAACCGGAGAGAGACAUAG